AACAUGUCUGUGCCAGCCUCCAAGAGUGUGGGAGGGGAAGAGCGGUCCUGGAGGGUGGCCCCCAGCCCCCAGCCCCUCACCCACAUACCAAAGACCUUUCCUUCCACUAUGCCCCCAGGCAUGGCUUUUGCCCUCCUGACCUCUGUGCCCCCAGUGUUCGGACUCUACACUUCUUUCUUUCCCGUCCUCAUCUACACCUUGUUGGGUACUGGGAGACACCUGUCUACUGGAACUUUCGCUGUCCUCAGCCUCAUGACCGGCUCGGCCGUGGAGCGGCUGGUGCCCGAACCCCUCUCGGGGAACCUGAGCGGAAUUGAGAGGGAACAGUUGGAUGCUCAGCGGGUUGGUGCGGCUGCGGCAGUGGCCUUCGGGAGCGGGGCCCUGAUGCUGGGGAUGUUUGCCCUGCAGCUGGGCGUCCUGGCCACCUUCUUGUCGGAGCCUGUAGUCAAAGCGCUGACCAGCGGGGCCGCCCUGCACGUGCUGGUGUCCCAGCUGCCUAGCCUUUUGGGGGUGCCCCUCCCACGUCAGAUUGGCUGCUUCGCUCUUUUCAAGACGUUGGCUGCUGUGUUGACGGCGCUGCCCAGGAGCAGUCCCGCAGAACUGACCAUCUCGGCACUCAGCCUGGCGCUGCUCGUGCCGAUCAAGGAACUGAACGUGAGAUUCAGAGACAGGCUACCCACCCCCAUCCCGGGGGAAAUCGCCAUGGUGCUUCUGGCCUCUGUGCUCUGUUUCACCUCUUCCCUGGACACAAGAUACAAUGUCCAGAUAGUUGGGUUGCUGCCCGGAGGAUUUCCCCAACCUCUCCUCCCCAGCCUGGCUGAGCUGCCCAGGAUUCUGGCCGACUCAUUGCCCAUGGCGCUGGUUACCUUUGCAGUGUCUGCCUCCCUGGCCUCCAUCUAUGCAGACAAGUACAGCUACACUAUUGACUCCAACCAGGAGCUCCUGGCACAUGGUGUCUCCAACCUCGUCUCCUCCCUCUUCUCUUGCUUUCCCAACUCUGCCACGUUGGCUACGACCAGCCUACUAGUGGAUGCUGGAGGGAACACACAGCUGGCAGGCCUCUUCUCCUGCAUGGUUGUCCUGUCUGUGCUACUGUGGCUGGGGCCCCUCUUCUACUAUCUGCCCAAGGCUGUCUUGGCCUGCAUCAACAUCUCCAGCAUGCGCCAGAUGUUCUUCCAGAUGCGAGAACUCCCUCAGCUAUGGCGCAUCAGCCGCGUGGACUUUGCUGUGUGGACGGUCACAUGGGUGGCUGUCGUGACCCUGAGUGUGGACCUGGGCCUGGCCGUAGGUGUGGUCUUCUCCAUGAUGACUGUGGUCUGCCGCACCCAAAGGGUACAGUGCCUGGCACUUGGACUGGCUGAGGGGACAGAGCUCUACCGGCCACUCAGAAAGAGCCACAAGCUCCUCCAGGUCCCGGGGCUCUGCAUCCUAAGCUAUCCAGCACCGCUUUACUUUGGGACCCGAGGGCAGUUUCGCCGCAUCCUGGAGUGGCAUCUGGGGCUUGGAGAAGGAAGCAAGGAGGCUCCAAAGACAGAUGGCCCACCUGAUGCAGCUGCCGAGCCUGUCAGGGUGGUGGUCCUAGACUGCAGCGGUGUCACCUUUGCAGAUGCUGCAGGGGCCAGAGAAGUGGUUCAGCUGGCCAGUCGAUGCCGAGACGCUGGGAUCCACCUUCUCCUGGCUCAGUGUAAUGCCUCGGUGCUGGGGACGCUGACCCAGGCAGGACUCCUGGACAGAGUGACCCCAGAGCAGCUGUUUGUGAGUGUCCAGGACGCAGCUGCGCAUGCCCUGGAGAGGCUGGUGAGGCGGCAGCAGUGGCGGGAGUGGAGGCUGGGGGGCUCUGGCCCAUGGCGGGGGGAGGUGUGAGCCAGUGACUGAGACCCUGGCAGAGGGGUUUUCCAAGGGGGCUUAGGAGGAAGAUGCAGGAAAGGGAUGGGGAUGAAAUGAUUAGUCAAUAUAAGACUAAGCCGGAGAGACUGGGCCCAGCUGUGGGUGAAGAACUGAGGAACUAAAGUUCCAAAGCAGGCAGUGUGCCCCUGAGAGGACUGCCAAAUCCUGGGUGAGGGAGGGGAGCACCCAAUCUACUUCUGACAUGUCCCUUCCCUGUUCCAGGAGCUCAGUGGUCCAAAGACUUGCACAGUGUGGGUCUGACCCAGUCAUUUGGUGUGUGGAGGGCCCCAACGAGACAUGUGUGAGGCGGGCCAUGGCCCCUGAGUCCCCUGACUUCAUGUAACUAAUAAAAUGAAGCUGAGAGCCUCUGGGGUCCAUGAAAUGAGUCUGGGUGUCUGCACAUGGACCCUCGGUGCCCCUUCCUCCACUCCCAAAGCACUGCAAAGACACAACUAAAAACGGCUUUCCCCUGUAUGUUCACCAGCCCCCAUUCCAACUCCAUUCUCUCCAUGGGGGUGAGGCUGCAGCCACUGCACAGAGUCCUGGAUCCAGAGAUAGGGGCACAGCCCUGGGACUAUAUACUGGGGGCUUCCCCAACCCCUUAGUACCAAGGAGAUGAGAGAAGAGUAUUUCUGCUUUAGGUUUCUAGAGUCCCCCUGUGGGCUCUUUGGCACUUGAAAAGCAACCCCCCACUUCCUGCCCUAGGGGAAGGGGUUGGGGGGAGGACUUGGCACUGGCUGUGGGACAAGUUAUGGCUCCAUCAUGCCCCUGGGCACUUGCAGAAAGGAGGAGUGACACCAGGACAAGCCCCUGUUUGGGAUCAAGUUCUGAAGGAGACUGGGACAGUCAGUGGAGUGGUCACUGGCUGGUGGGGUUUGCUAGGAAUUCCUGGCAGGGACAAGGAGGCAGGCCCAGUCUGACAACUGAAAGGCCCCAAGUGGCCAUCACUCUGAGGUCAUGCACUGGAGCCGGUGUUUGAAGAAGAGCAGACGAUGUUUGGCCACCUGACUCUCGUCCAGUGAUCCCGGGUAACGGUACCGAGCAUAAGUCUCUGCCUUCGCAUCCCUUGAGGUCCAAGGCAACUUCAACUUGGAUGCGUGAUCCACAACGACAUCUGAGCAGGAGCCCACUUGAAGAGAACCAAGUCCAUCCAGGAAGAAUUCUGGGGGCAGAGGGAAGGGGAGUACACAAUGAAGGGUCUUGAGGAUUCAGAGGCACCGCUGCCCCUAAAGGAGAACUGAGAUUUGGGAUAUGGUGGGUGCAUAUGCAAAGACUCCAUCUCUAAGGACCUUAGGCAUGUAAAUCAACCCUUUGAGUCUUGUAUAAAAUGUGUCAAUAUCCUUA
This is a messenger RNA of Capra hircus (goat), 3231 nucleotides long. It is a transcript of the gene SLC26A10P, whose product is annotated as solute carrier family 26 member 10. Gene Ontology annotation, cellular component: membrane. The record is from RefSeq and is a predicted model, not a curated record. Gene Ontology annotation, biological process: transmembrane transport. Gene Ontology annotation, molecular function: bicarbonate transmembrane transporter activity; sulfate transmembrane transporter activity; chloride transmembrane transporter activity. Lineage: Eukaryota; Metazoa; Chordata; Mammalia; Artiodactyla; Bovidae.